Molecule: messenger RNA, 1896 nt
Organism: Nipponia nippon (crested ibis)
Lineage: Eukaryota; Metazoa; Chordata; Aves; Pelecaniformes; Threskiornithidae
Gene: PEAK3
Product: PEAK family member 3
Biological process (GO): protein phosphorylation
Cellular component (GO): actin cytoskeleton; focal adhesion
Molecular function (GO): protein kinase activity
Source: RefSeq, a predicted model, not a curated record
AUGGCCAGCAACGGGGGAGCCUGGGAUGGGGAGCGGGAGCCACCGCCAAGCCAGGAGAUGGAGUUGGAGCCCCUCAAGCCCCCAGCGCUGCCAGGAAAAACUCAGAGGGCCGUCGUGCAGGCGCGGGGCAGCAUGCGCGCCCGCUGCGGCAGCCUGGACCUGGGUGCCCCCGGACCACCCACCCCCAUGCCGGACACCCCGGGGGGCCGCCCGUCUCGACCUCCCAACUCAGCCCUCAUCUACAGCAACGUAGGAGAGCUGCGCGCCCACCUUGUCCCCCGCAAGGCUAGCCGAGGGGAAGGAGCCGGGAGAUCCCCCUCUCAGCCCAUGCCUCCCCCAUUGCCGAAGAAGCAGCUCCAGCGAGCGGAGUCCCUCCCAGAGCAGGGGCCAUCCUGGCACCAUCGGGGCAACCCCGCACCAUGGGCUGGCAGCAUCCCACCACUCCAUCUGCAGCACGAGGAGGGGGCUCCCAGCUCCAUCCCCCCGUGGAACAGACCUUCCUGGGGACCCAAGAAGCCCCUGACCAAGUCCCGAAGCCUGGGGGAACCAGUGGCCCGGAGCAGCCUGCAAAAAGCCUCAUCACCCAGCCCAGCGGAGCUGACAUUCCGGACGGUGGACGGGGAGCUGGGGCAGCUCCUGCAGUCCCUGGAGAGCCCGUCUGGGGUGUGCGGGGUGGUUUUGGGGUGCCAGGCAGCUGCCCUGGCCCGGCUCUCGGCUUGCAUCCAGGAGGGGCUCGUGGGGCCGGAGGAGCGGCAGCAGCUUCUGGAAGCAGAGCUGGCGGGGAAGGGCUGGGCAGCGCUCAGCAUCCUGGACCGGGAGCCAUGCUGCGAAAGCGGGGACGCUUGGUAUUUCCGAGUGGGCUUCACUUUUGAGCAAACCCAGCUGGUGUUUGCAGCCAAGGUCCCCAAGCUGGGCUGCACCAGCCUGGGGGUGCAGAGCUCCCUUGGGGCACACUGCAGCAUCCAGCGCCUGAUCGGCCGCUUCACCGACCGCCUCCCUCGGGAGCUGGUGCUCCCAGGAAGCUCUGGGCAGCAGAGUCGGUCCCCUUCUGGAGAGGAGCCAGCCCGUCUUGCCACCCACCCUGUCCUGCAGAUCCUUAUUUCUCCUGAGGUUCCCUACCAGACCCUGGCAGGCUUUGUGAAGGAAUCCCACGGUUUGCACAGGACCAGCCCCGGGCACUACGAACGCCUGGCUUGCCUCCUCCUCCUGCAGGUGUGCAUGGGGCUGGAGCACCUCCAGGUGCAGAACGUGGGGCGGGGGGACCUCUGCCUCGAGAACCUGCUGCUAGUGCGGUGCCCGUGUUCUCCCCGGAGCCAGCAAAGCAAGGAGGCAUCCCUGUCCCUUCCAAGGCUGCUCAUCAGCAGCUUCUUCAAGGUUAAAGACAAGCAAAGACCUUGUUCUACCAGCCAAGAGCAGGACUGGACCGAGGGGCUUGCUGCACCGCCCUCCCCGGCAGCAGAUGAGCUGAAUGUAGGCAUGCUGAUCUAUCGGAUCUUGCACGUGGAUAUCUCUCUGGAAAACGCCUUGGGGUUCAGAAGCAAUAGGCUUCCUGAAAUCCCCUCCCUGUCCAUCUAUUCCACGGGACUCAAGCGUCUGGCCAUGCUGCUUCUCCACAGAGAUCCCUGCAAGAGGGUCUCCAUCGAGCAGGCAAGGAGCAUCCUGCAGGUCCUGCUCUGGGGCCCUCGCCAGGAGCUCUUCGCCCGAAGCAAGAAGACCCUCACCCUGCUCCGGAGCUGGGUGGAGGUGAAGAGGGCUCUGCUGCUCCUGCAGUUUGCAGAGAAUUCGGCUGGGGCAGGGCCGAGCCCCGGCCUCGAGGAGUGGCUCUGCUGCCAGUACUUCAAGGAGGCCACUGAACACACACUCUACCAAGUCACCCAGGCUCUCUACACUCCCUAA